Messenger RNA from Cryptomeria japonica (Japanese cedar), 4716 nucleotides. RefSeq names its product serine/threonine-protein kinase RUNKEL. Gene Ontology annotation, molecular function: protein kinase activity; ATP binding; microtubule binding. Gene Ontology annotation, biological process: protein phosphorylation; phragmoplast assembly; cytokinesis by cell plate formation. The transcript has 10 exons. The coding region runs from base 122 to 4348 and encodes 1408 amino acids. The record is from RefSeq and is a predicted model, not a curated record. NCBI's taxonomy places the organism in Eukaryota, Viridiplantae, Streptophyta, Pinopsida, Cupressales, Cupressaceae.
AAAAUGUAUUAAUUCUCCCGCCCUGGUUAUUCAAGUUAAUGGUUCCCCCUAAAUGUGAUUGCAUCGCAAUUUUAAUGCUGCGACUAACAUUUCUCCCGUUCCUCUUCUCUGCAUGUAAAUCAUGAAUCAGUAUCAUAUAUACGAGGCUAUUGGAAAGGGGAAGAAUUCUACUGUUUAUAAAGGAAGGAAAAAGAAGACCAUUGAAUAUCAUGCAAUCAAGAGUGUGGACAAGUCCCAGAAGAGCAAGGUGCUUCAGGAAGUGCGGACUCUUCAUUCCUUGGAUCAUCCUAACGUUCUGAAGUUUUAUGCAUGGUAUGAGACUUCUGCGCAUCUAUGGCUUGUGCUUGAAUAUUGUGUUGGGGGGGAUCUUCUAACGUUAUUACGGCAGGAUAGCCAGCUGCCAGAGGAAUCUAUACAUGAUUUUGCACGUGACUUGGUCCAAGCCUUACAGUUUUUGCAUUCAAAGGGUGUAAUAUAUUGUGAUCUAAAGCCAUCAAAUAUAUUACUGGAUGAAAAUGGUCGUCUGAAGCUUUGUGAUUUUGGCCUGGCAAGGCGGCUCAGUGAUAUUUCAAAAAAUUCUGUUUCUCAGUUGCCACAAGCAAAACGAGGUACACCUUGCUACAUGGCCCCGGAACUGUUUCAGGAAGGAGGUGUGCACUCGUUCGCUUCAGACCUUUGGGCACUAGGUUGUGUCUUGUAUGAGUGCUAUGCUGGAAGGCCACCAUUUGUUGCUAAUGAAUUUACUCAAUUGGUUAAAUCUAUAAUAUCUGAUUCAACACCACCACUGCCAAAUAAUCCAAGCAAAGAGUUGCUUGAUCUGAUUAACCGUUUAUUGAUUAAGGAUCCAGCUGAGAGAAUGCAGUGGUCUGAGCUUCGAGAGCAUGCUUUCUGGAGAAUGACACUCAAAGUAUUAUCUUUACCUUCUGAGCCUGCCUUCAGCAAUUUACUUCAGCUGAGUUCAAAGUCAGCUGCACCUCAAACUUGUGACAAAAAUGCAGAAAAUUCUUUACCAGAAAGAGAUCAGUUUGUGAAAGUUUCUAAGCAAGGUGUACAUGGAGCUCAUAAGCAAAUUGAAAGUGAAGCACUACGGGCAAAAGGACUGUUAACUCCUACUAAAGACAACCCCAAUAUGGAGAAUACUCAAAAUCAUCGCAUAAAAAGUUCAAGUGGAGUUGCUGAUGGAUCAGCCAUGAAAGAGUUAUCUAGCAAAAAAAAUGCAGGAAUAAAUUUACUUAGGUUAUCCAAGAUAGUGAAGACUAACCUACAGAGGGAGAGUGAGGGUCAAAAUUACAGGAAGCCUUUACCUAAAAACUCUGAAAAUGAUAGUGAUGUUAAAAUAGAAAACCAUGACCUGGAAUUGGAUUUUGCAGAAAAUGCUGAAAGUGAAACUCAAGAAGAGAAUGAAGUUGUUGAUUCUUCGGUAUCUGGAGCUUCUACUCCUGAAGUUAAGCGUCAAAUGCAAUCUCACUCAGCUGCUGAGAUGCAAGAUGACCAAGAACAACAAGAAAACCAUGUCUGUGAGGUGUCAACUGAUAACUCACAGGAUACUAAGGCCAUCGAAUCACACUCCUCGAAAGAUGUGGAAUAUUGUUCACGUAUAGAACAUCAAGAUGUUGCUGCAACUCCUCCUGGUGUUGGUCUUCAAAGACGAGGUCAGAGGUCUGCAGGCUUUGCCGCUGAGAUGGUUAAAGAGGUCCCUGUGUCUCCAGCUCAUGCGGAUCCUUCAAAAGUCUCCAUUAAUCUGUCACAAGCACUUUGGCAUCCAUCUGAUUUAUCUGUGAAGCCGAUCAUGAUCAGCAGGAAAAGUGAUAAGGCUACCGAGCCUGCGCUUGAUGUACGCAUGCUUCCAUUUGAUGCCUUCCCUGCUUCUGAAUUCUUGAAACUCUCACAAGAUAAACUGGAAGGUUUCUUUGGUCGUAUAAUUUCUAGUAUCAGUAGCAGCACAACUCUUGGGGAAAAACAGAAUGCCUUAAGAUACUUGGAAACCCUAAGUAGCAAUGUGGAUGCAGCUAACAUCUUAACCAAUGGUCCAGUAUUGUCCAUGCUCGUUAAGAUGCUGAGAAUAUCUAAACCAACUGCUCUGCGUGUUCAGCUUGUUUCAGUAAUGGGUUUGUUGAUUCGGCAUGCAACUAUUAUUGAAGAUGAAGUGGCAAGUUCAGGUAUAGUUUCAGUGCUAAGUGAUGCUCUUCGAGACAAACAGGAAAAGGUGAGAAGAUUUGCUAUGGCAGCCUUAGGUGAACUCCUGUUCUAUAUCUCCACUCAGAGUGAAAAUUCUCCAAAGGCUGUUGUUGGUCUGGAAAGUCCAGCAAAAGAUAGUCGGUCAUCACCAUCUACAUGGCAGGUUCCAAGUGCAUUGAUUGGGCUUAUCUCAUCUAUUUUACGUAAAGGGGAGGAUGAUUCUACACAGCUGUAUGCCUUGAAAACUAUUGAAAACAUUGCCAGCCAGGGAGGUGAGUGGGCUGCACGCUUCACAAGUAAUGAAGUAAUUGGGAACCUAUGUUAUAUAUUCAAAGCCCCAGGGAAGCAAGAAAGUUUACGUAUAACAGCUGGUUCUUGUCUUGUACGCUUGGUCCGUUUCAGCCCACCAAACAUUCAGUUAGUUUUAGAAAAGUUGACAUUCAAAGACCUCGUUGCUGGCUUAGGGAGGGGAAGUCAAAGGGAGCAACAAAUUAAUAUAAAUCUUAUUAAUAUGGCCCUUCUUGGAAGUAAUAUGAUCACCAACAUGGGUAAGCAUAUGCUUUCUCUAUUAGAGGAGAAAACUCUUGUUCCCAGUCUUGUGUCACUAUUGGAACAGGCUGAGGUGCUUCGUGGCAAGGCGUUUGUUUGUGCAGCACUUCUUUGUAAGGCUAAUCGCAGAUGGUUACCCUCAUUGUGCAAUGCAAAAGUGUUGCCAGCAAUAGAGAGAAUGACAAAAGAAAAAGAUUUGUAUGUGCAACAAGGCAUGGAGUGUCUUGUACAGAUAGUAGCUAGUACUGUGCCAGGUAUACUGGACAGCAUUACCAGUGAUAUUCAACAGUUGUCUAAUAGUAAGCGGGCAGGGGCUGCCACUCCAUAUGCAGGUCGGACUCAACCUAGAAGCAGUAUCCAUCUUUUUCCUGUUGUAUUCCAUCUUUUCAACAGCCCUGUGUUCAAGCAAAGGAUUGUCACUGGACAUGUCUUGCAACAGCUUGCAUUUUUUAUGAAACAUCUUGAGAGUGCAUCAUUUCAGGGUCGAGAGGAUUUUCAGUCAACUCUGCUGCGCAUACUUGAAUUGGUUGUGCAGGAGUCAUCUAUUCUGAUUGAAUACUCAGAGAUUUUUAUAAGACAAGUCAUUCCUAGCCUUGCUAUCUUAUAUAAAAACAAUACAGAUGCAGAUGCUCGCUUCUUAUGCUUGAAAAUUUUGUUUGAUGCACUUGUACUGUUCCUUGAUGAAAUAUCAGACUCACAAAAAGAUGAUGCAAGAGUGGAGGAUCUGAAAUCAAUAGCAGAAAAAUAUUUUUUGCCUCUAUAUACAACAUUCAUUGAGGAUGAGGAUCCUAUUCCCAUGUACGCUCAGAAGCUACUUGCUAUGCUUUUGGAUCUGAAAUACAUAGGAGUUACUGAAAUUCUUCAACUUAAAUUGGUGUUACAGUUCUUUGAAUUUCUCUGUGAAGAUCUUUCAAAUGCAAAUGUCAAUAACGUUAGACUGUGUCUUCUUUUGGCAUCUGCUCCUGAAGUGGGGACUGAAAUUCUUUCACAGCUGAAAGUAGUGAGGAGGGUUGGAGCCUUACUUGAGUUUGUCAAUGCAAAGGAGAUGGAAGAUUUUUUGGAGCCAACUUUAUCUUUAUGCCAGUCUUUUCUGAGUCGUAGUGCUGAAAGAGGAAAGCCUGGAGGCAUGUUGGAAAUGCCUGGUAAUGAUAUAAGUACAAAAUUUGGCAAUAUGGACAUCCAGGAGGGUGGAAUUAGCGACAUCACUGACUUUGGAAGUUAUAUUGGUGUUUUUUUGGAGCUAUGUGGAAAUCAUGAAUCUCAAAUUUCAGACUUGGCUGGAGACUGUUUAUUUCUUUUUUCUAAGGCAGCUCCAAAAGAAGCAGCCUUAAGUCUGCUUUCCAAUCUUCCAUGCCUUGGAAAGGUUCUGGAGACAAUUUCUAGCCGACAGAGUCUCCCCAUUUCCUCACAGCUGCAAUGGCGUCUACUUUAUGCCCUUUGUUCUGCAUGUAAGGAGCAACACUUUAUUGAAAAAAAUUCUCCCAUGUUUUCCGUUCGUAUAUCAGACAUAAUGAGAAUUAAAUCUGUUGUUUCUAAUCUUAGAAACUCAAGCAACCGGCAAGUUGCAGAGGUUGCAUUGGAGGUUAUCUCAGCAUUACAGCUACUUCCUCAUGGGACAUGAGAUCCAGCAGAUGUAAAAUAUGAAACUUACUUUGAAAGAACAUGAGAUCCAUUUUAUGUUUUCCUUAGGAUCAUUGAUAGCUUAUGCUUGCCCUUCUGUACAAUUGUACAAUUUUUUACUAAAUUUGAGAGAUUGUGGAAUCAGAAAGGGAUUCUGCAUGCAUUGUUAGGGCACUUGUUUGAGGCUUGCAUAUCUUGUGAAAUUUUAUGUCUUUGAUUAGUGGAACAGUUCAACUCAUUUGGGUUGGUACUGGCCAAGUUUUUCAGCUGAAAUUACAAUGUUUGCAUGUGUUGUAUCUCAACAUAUCUUUUUAAUCAUAAUAACUAUCUAAAGGCAAUAUUAUGUUUUUUCAAAUCUACUUCUGAGAU